Molecule: messenger RNA, 2083 nt
Organism: Aspergillus neoniger CBS 115656
Lineage: Eukaryota; Fungi; Ascomycota; Eurotiomycetes; Eurotiales; Aspergillaceae
Product: L-ascorbate oxidase
Exons: 3
Coding region: 1-1845 (614 amino acids)
Molecular function (GO): copper ion binding; oxidoreductase activity
Source: RefSeq, a predicted model, not a curated record
AUGAAGUGGUCCCAGCUUAAGACGCUGGUUCUGCCAGUCCUGUCAUGCCUCAUCCAAUUCUCCUCUUCCCGCGUCGUGGAUUUUAGACUCGACUUGACAUGGGAGGAUAGCAAUGUUGCGGGUAUCUCCCGUAAGGCAAUCUACACCAAUGGCCAAGUCCCAGCACCAAAUCUCCGCGUAAACCAAGGCGACCAGGUGAGAGUUCUGGUCAACAACUCCAUGCCAUUCGGCACCACAGUCCACUGGCACGGUAUCCCUCAGUAUGGCACCCCAUGGUCAGACGGGGUCCCGGGUCUCAAUCAAGAAAUGAUCAAGCCUGGUGAACAAUUCUACUAUGAAUGGACAGCCACCGAUUACGGCUCCUAUGCCUAUCAUGCCCACACAAGAGCCCAGAUGGACGACGGUCUCUAUGGUGCCAUCUAUGUGGAACCGCGUGCAGACGUGCAGAGACCGUUUAGCAAGAUCAGCAGCAUCCCGUAUGAACUCCAAGCCAUGCUGCAAGCUGAAAAGAACACCCAUCCAAUCAUGCUCUCCGAUUGGCGAUCUUUCACGUCUGAGGAGACUUUGCAGAUCGAAGAAGACUCUGGAGUUCAGGCGACCUGUACUAGUGCCAUCCUGGUCAAUGGUAAAGGGUCGGUCAUCUGCCCCCCGCAAGACCACAUCAAUGACCUCACCCGAUCGGGUGAAUGGACUGCGCUUGGAAAUAACACCAUGUCUGAUACGGGCUGUAUGCCACCCCUUGCAGCCCGUCUGGGCGGAUUCCCGUUCAAUAUAACCAAGAUUCCGCCGGGGUACUACCAGGGUUGUGUACCGACCGUUGGGGAGCAGGAAGUGCUUUCCGUCGACCCGAGGACCCGAUACGUCAGCUACGACCUCAUCAGUUUACCUGGCACGUCCAACUUGGUUUUCUCCAUCGAUGAACAUCCUAUGUAUCUCUAUGCGGUCGAUGGCCGCUAUGUCGAUCCCCUGGUGGUCGAUGCUAUCAACGUCUACGCCGGAUCGCGGUACUCGGUCCUUGUGAAGCUAGACCAGCCCAUUAGCAUAUAUACCGUCCGCGUUGCUAACAAGUUCGCAAACCAAAUCAUCAACGGCACCGCCCUGAUGUCCUACACUGGCUCCAAUCCAAGCCAGUUCAACACCUCCACACGUUACAUCAACGAGGUCGGUACCGCGGCUGGUAUCAACGGCACUAUCAUUCUCGACGAGGCCCAAAUCGUCCCAUUUGAACAGGAGGCGCCUGCUCCCGAGCCAGACCAGACCCAGAUCCUUCAAGUCAACCUCUAUAACGCCUCCUAUCGAUGGACCCUCGGCGAAGCCAGUUAUCCCAUGGCCAAUGAGGAUCUCACUCCCCCUGCACUUUUUAACUACUCCUCAAUCCCGGCCGAAUACACUGUCAUGACUAAGAACAACACCUGGGUAGACAUUAUCUUCAAUAUGACCUCGAUCGGGCAGCCGCAGCACCCGAUCCACAAACACUCCAACAAAUUCUUUGUCCUUGGGUGGGGCGCCGGGGUAUGGAGGUGGUCUACUGUGGCUGAGGCAAUGAAAGAAAUUCCUGAUAGUCUCAACUUGGUGAAUCCUCAACUCCGCGACACCUUCCAGACGCCGGCAUCGACACCGAACCAUAGCUGGUUAGCGAUCCGCUACCAUGUGGUCAACCCCGGUCCGUUCUUCAUGCACUGUCAUCUGUCCAUGCACGAGAGCGGUGGGUUAGCUGUGGCCCUGUUAGAUGGGGUGGAUGCGUGGCCGACGGUACCAGAACGGUACCAGUUGCCAGCGUUGGCGGACCCGGCGGAGAACACUCCAGCAACGCAUGGAUUGAUGGAUCAUCCUGGCUUCGACUGAUUGGCCAUCCGUUAGCUGACUGUUUCUUCACUGCCACUUAUCAUGUUGCAUAUAGCCGGCGUUCUCGCGAUGUGUGAGCGGCUUAGGGCGUUGGGGUUUUUCAUUGGGUUCUAUUCUGUUCUUGCUUGGCGGAUCUUCAUGCAUUGCUCUGACAUAUUUACAUGUUGUUCCCUGGCUCUUUUUUUCGGUGUUCAUUUGAGACUAUGAAUUAUCUGGCAUAUACUUUGAAGAUGGACAU